Molecule: messenger RNA, 954 nt
Organism: Acanthamoeba castellanii str. Neff
Lineage: Eukaryota; Discosea; Longamoebia; Acanthamoebidae
Product: exodeoxyribonuclease III, putative
Exons: 9
Coding region: 1-954 (317 amino acids)
Biological process (GO): base-excision repair
Cellular component (GO): nucleus
Molecular function (GO): DNA-(apurinic or apyrimidinic site) endonuclease activity; double-stranded DNA 3'-5' DNA exonuclease activity; phosphoric diester hydrolase activity
Source: RefSeq, a predicted model, not a curated record
AUGACGAAGACGACGAUGACGAAGAGAGCGAGAAAAAGGAGAAAAAAGUCUUCCAAGGACUCCUCCGACUCCUCCUCCGAAGAAGAAGAAGAGGAAAAGAAGCCCAAGGCCAAGAAGAGCAAGAAGACGGCCGCGACAGGCAACUGGGCGCCGCCCGUCACCGACGACGACUCUAAGUUCAUGAAGCUCAUUUCGUGGAACUUGAACGGGCUCAACGCGGUACACAAGAAGGGCCACCUGGUCAAGUACGUGCGCGACGAGGACCCGGACGUGAUCUGCUUCCAGGAAACCAAGACCCAGACCUCGACCGCCAUCGCCCAGCUCCUGGGCAACGACUACCCGCACGAGUACUGGAACCACUCCGUCAACAAGCUGGGCUACGCCGGCACCGCCACGUUUUCGAAGGUCAAGCCAGUGAGCGUGACGUACGGCAUCGGGAUUGCGGAGCACGACGGCGAGGGCCGCGUGAUCACGACCGAGUUCGACCGCUUCUACCUGGUCAACACCUACAUCCCCAACGCCGGCCAGAAACUCGAGCGGCUCGGGUACCGACAGGAGUGGAACAAGGACUUCCUGGCCUAUCUCAAGAAUUUGGAGCAGACCAAGCCCGUCGUGUGGUGCGGCGAUCUCAACGUGGCUCACCACGACAUCGACAUCGCCAACCCCAAGACCAACCAAAAGACGGCGGGCUUCACCAAGGAGGAGAGGCGCGACUUCGGCCAGCUGCUCGAGAGCGGCUUCGUCGACACUUUCCGGCACCAGAACCCGGACCUGCAGCAGUUCACCUACUGGUCCAAUCGCUUCAACUGCCGCGCCAAGAACCUCGGAUGGCGGCUGGACUACUUUGUCGUCUCCAAGGACUUCCUGCCCGAGUGCGACAAGUCGUUCGUGCGACCCAACGCCCUCGGCUCCGACCACUGCCCCAUCGGCCUCCUCGUGCGCAAGGCCGAGUAG